GUCCAUGGGGUCACAAAGAGUCGAAUAUGACCUAGCAACUCAACUGAAAUUGGGGAAGAUCUGAGGCGAUCUCCCGGAUAAUUCAAUCCCCAAUCCAGCCCAUAUACUGCCUUGGGUUCUUUCCAUAACAUAUAUACGCACAUAGAAUUAUUCAAAUUCUAAAAACAGGUCUUCUUGUAAAGGUAGUUAAACCAGUCCAGUGUGAAUACAUUUGGUGGGCCCAAGCUUUCUUUGUGAGGCUAAGUACUGUAGCAUUCAGAACAAAGGCUUAAGAAUCAGGUAGACCUGCAUUCAAACCCUGCCUCUGCUAACAUCAGAUCUAAGAGAUAGCACUUCAGUUUCUUCACCUGUGAACUGGGAACAGUAGCAGCAAUAAACUCAAUGGACUCUUACGACCAUACGUCAAGAACACUGCAUGGGUUUGGAGAAGCAAUUUUUAAUGUUACUAUUAAAAUCACCUCCAAGUUUACUGAGAUUUUAUUAAUGGAUAGACUAAGGACUGAGACUGCCAAUUCUACAUUGUUCGAUAUAGUUAAACCAUGAGCUCAAAUGGCUCAAAUGCAUCCCAUCCUCUGACAUUCCUAUAGGCUUCAUCCAGUUGCUGAAUUUGUGGGGGGGUGGGGGGUGGUAAAAGAGAACCAGAUAAAACUUUCCCAUUUGAAGACAUUUUUAUUUUGGUACCUGCCUGAGUCCCUGGCAGGAUGGACCUGUCCUCUGUGGGCAAUGGGGUGGCCCUGCCUGGAGGGGGUGGUUGAGGGAUGGGACAAAGGCGUAUGUGACAGCGACAGGUCACAAAGGACAGUGAGGAUAAAUAUGGCCGCACAGGGGGUUUAGGCUGAGAGAGUGGUCACUUCUUUCACUAGGACUGCAGUUUCACAGCCUCUCGCAGAGACAAAAAGCCAGAAGCAGAAGUGAGGUGAGGCUGAGCAGGAGCCUACCACACCUCUACAACAGCCUUGAGGAGACUCAGCCUGGGGUCCAGGCUCCCUGCAGCAUCCUCACGGGGAUUACCCGUGCCCGUACCCCCACCGCUGCCUCUGGGAGGCUCUGUGGGGUGUGGUGGGGUUGGGGGACCUGCCGUGGAGCCGCCUGCAUGACACAGGAGACCGCGGCUCCCUCUUCUACCAAGAAGGCCAAGGAAAGGAAGACCCAGGGGCCCACCUCACCAGGGCGGCUUGUCGUGAUCACAGCCAGCCAUGAGCCCGGAGUCUCUGCUACCGUAUCACACGGCCCAGAGCAGCGCCGGAGCAGGCCUGUUCACCACCACCAGGGGCAAACUGCAGCGGCAACUGCACAAGGGUGAGUACGACAUAUUCAAGUAUGCCCCGAUCUUCGAGAGCGACUUUAUCCAGAUCACCAAGAGGGGAGAAGUGAUCGACGUGCACAACCGCGUCCGCAUGGUGACCGUGGGCAUCGCAUCCACCAGCCCCCUCCUUCCCCUCCCAGACGUCAUGCUACUGGCCCGGCCGGCCACCGGCUGCGAUGACCACGGCCGCGGCCAGACCACCAAGGCCAAGAGCCGCAAGGCUGCAAAGACCUUAGAGCUCACCAGGCUCCUUCCCUUGAAGUUCGUGAGGAUCUCCAUUCACGACCGCGAGAAACAACAGCUGCGCCUGAAGUUCGCCACCGGCCGCUCCUGCUACCUGCAUCUGUGCCCCCCGCUGGACUCGCGGGAAGACCUAUUCACCUACUGGGAGAAGCUCGUCUACCUCCUGCGGCCGCCGGUGGACUGCCAGAGCAGCACCUACGCCAUUCCAGCGGGGGAUGUGAUCUGCAUGCCCGUGUUCGAGGAGGACAGGAGGACCGCGGCGGCCGUGGAUUUCCAAGGCCGGGGCGAUCAGGACCAGGUAAGCGUCAGGAGCCUCCACGCGGGCUCCGAGGUGGCCGGGGCCACCUCUGCAGCUUUUGCCGGAGGGGAGGGCCUCCAGCUGGACUUCUACAAUCCCGAUCCUGGGCCUGACGGGGCCAAGGCAAACACCAAACCCAGCCAGCUCCACGAAGAGUCAGCAGAGGGGGCGAUGACGCAGGUGGCCUCAGCAGACGCCACAGAGGGUGAUCUGAACGUGACCAAGUCCCAUGCCUCUGAAGAGCGGAGCACGGCCCUUGAAGUCACCGUCACCAAGGGCCUGGGAGGAAGCAAAAGCAACAUAGCCAUGGCAGGCGCUGCCAAAAGCUCCCUGAGGACCAGGAAAACGGCCUUGGCACACGCUGCCAAAAACUUGGAGUACCGUUCCAGCACGUCCACCAGCCUCUCCCCGGAAGCCAGCGUGACUACGGUUGGAGUGGAGGCCACCAGGAAGACCGCCAGACGAAAAGCCGAUGAGGACGACGAGGGGACCCUCAUCUCAGCCUUGCCGCAGGAAGACCGAGAGAGUGAAGAGGAAGACAGGCCCCAGGUGUCGCAGGCCCGCAGGGGAAGAAGGGAGAGGAAGGAACACCGGGAGAAGGAGCGAGCUCUCAGGGGCUCACGUCCCCGCGGGGCAGCCGAAANGAGGAAGGAACACCGGGAGAAGGAGCGAGCUCUCAGGGGCUCACGUCCCCGCGGGGCAGCCGAAACCCGCCCCAAGCCCGCGGGGGACAAGGCGAUUCGGAAGACGGCCGGCAGGUCCUCAGGCGGCCGGAGGGCCGUGAAGGAUGGCAAAAAGGAGAAAGGCCACGGCCGUCUGGGCGACAGCAAGCGGGGCGCGGAGCACAAAGGCAUCAGCCACGCUCCCAUCACCAAGGAGUCCCGGAGCUUAUCUGCCGGGAGUUCACUGUCCAGCAGCAAGAGACUCAGCAGGAUCAGCUCUUUCUUGAGGAAUGUCCGAGCCAGUCUCACUCCCAAGACAGUGGCCUUGUCACACAAUAAAGAUGUGGACCUCUUGGAGAAGGUGGUGGAAAGGAAAAGAAUGGAGGCCAUCAUGGAGACAACAGAGAGUGGCCAGGGGCUGGAAAUCGCUGGGAGCGUGACAUCCGAGGCCAUGGAGACAGUGACCGUUGAAGCUCAUCAAUAGGACCUAGAGCUGAAAGCUGCAAAGGGGACCAGGGCUCAGGGAAAUAUCCCUGGCGAGCGUAUGCCAGCUUCCUUACUGCAGCUUAAAUAAAAGAACCAUACAACCUGAGAACGGCCUGCAGUGUUCUCUCUGCAUUUCCAGGUCCCGCAGCCCGGC
This is a messenger RNA of Odocoileus virginianus texanus, 3149 nucleotides long. It is a transcript of the gene GARIN4, whose product is annotated as golgi associated RAB2 interactor family member 4. Lineage: Eukaryota; Metazoa; Chordata; Mammalia; Artiodactyla; Cervidae. The record is from RefSeq and is a predicted model, not a curated record. Gene Ontology annotation, cellular component: nucleus.